This is a messenger RNA of Annulohypoxylon truncatum, 926 nucleotides long. Its product is annotated as Prefoldin. The record is from RefSeq and is a predicted model, not a curated record. The transcript has 3 exons. Gene Ontology annotation, molecular function: protein folding chaperone. Gene Ontology annotation, cellular component: prefoldin complex; cytoplasm. The coding region runs from base 75 to 443 and encodes 122 amino acids. Lineage: Eukaryota; Fungi; Ascomycota; Sordariomycetes; Xylariales; Hypoxylaceae. Gene Ontology annotation, biological process: protein folding.
CAGCGAAGGCAUCAACAUCGCCUGCAUAUUCGGGACACACCGAAGGAAAAGGAGAACGACCAAACCAAGGAACGAUGUCGAUUUCUAACGAAGCCCUGCAAAAGUUGCUGCGGGAGGUUGAGACGCAAGCAAUUGCCGCGCAACAACAAAUCUCUCUCGUCCGGACCCAGCAAGCUUCCAAGCAACGUGAGUUGCGCAUGGCGCAAUUAACGCGCACAGAGGUCUCUGCACUCCCUCCAGACACCAACGUCUACGAGGGGGUUGGCAAGAUGUUUGUCGCCUUACCCGUCUCCAGCAUGAAGAGUAAGCUGGAAGCCCAGAUCAAGGAAGCUGAGGGAGAGGUAGACGGAUUAGGGAAGCGGCUGCACUACCUAGAGGUUUCGCAGAAGAACAGCAAGGACCAAAUCGAUCGCAUGCUUAGGGGUGGCGUGGGUGCUUCCUAGCUGGUCUCUCCUUCGGGGAGAGGGGAAAGAGAAGAAGCUUGCUACAGGUCCACCGCCGUCCAUCGAUAUCAUGACACGAUUCGAUGGCGCUACAAAUGCUGCGUAACCACUACUCCAAGAACCAAACAACUACGAUCCGCUCACCGGAUAGUUUUUUAGGCAACCUUUCCCGCUCACGCUACGAUGACGCUUGCUUAUCUGUAGUAUGGGAUUGCAAUGAUGAAUAUGAGGCUAUCUGUGAAACACGGUACCCGCCAGCACGUGAGAAAGAAGCGGGAUAUCGAGGUCUCGUCAACACGCCCGUUUAGUUCGUAUGAGUAUUUGAUUCUAAGUAUAGACAUACUUAAUUAUCCAGACAUCAUCAUAUUUUCCAUGUCUUAAUUGACUUAGUAAUUUGAACGACUCAUUACUAAAACUGUCAAGGUGGAAAGCCCCGUAAAGGCUCGAGUAAUAGCUGAUAGUAUGCUAUACAUAUAUACGUAC